Panicum virgatum (switchgrass) is the source of this 1554-nucleotide messenger RNA. RefSeq names its product GDSL esterase/lipase At5g45910-like. The record is from RefSeq and is a predicted model, not a curated record. The transcript is spliced from 3 exons. Gene Ontology annotation, molecular function: hydrolase activity, acting on ester bonds. NCBI's taxonomy places the organism in Eukaryota, Viridiplantae, Streptophyta, Magnoliopsida, Poales, Poaceae. Bases 201 to 1334 code for a protein of 377 amino acids.
CUAUAUAACAAUGCGAUCCCCAAUCCCCUAAGCAGCGUGGUGCAGUGUAGCAGGUGCAGGCCCCUCGCCGCCGUGCCCGCCCUCUUUCCGCUGCCCCCCGCUUCUCUUCUUCCUCUUCCUCUUCCUCUUUCCUUCCACACCAUCCAGGCCACUGCUGGUUUCUCAUUGGCGAGGCGAGGCGAGGCGAGGUCCUCGUGGCCAUGGCAGCGAGUAGGAGGAGGGUCUUCUCCUUGCCGGUGGCGGCGGCGUGCCUGGUUGUUGUCCUGCUGCGGUGCCUGUCGGCGUCCGGCGAGCCCCUGCCGCAGUACUACAAUGCCAUCUUCAGCUUCGGCGACUCCUUCUCCGACACGGGCAACUUCGUGAUCAUCAACUCCGGCAAGCUGCCCAACAUGCCCAAGUUCCCGCCGCCGUACGCGCGCUGCUCCAACGGGCGCCUCGUCAUCGACUUCCUGGCCGAGGCGUUCGGUCUGCCGCUGCUCCCUCCGUCGGCGAACAAGGGCACCAACUUCAGCCAGGGCGCCAACUUCGCGGUGAUGGGCGCGACUGCGCUGGACCUCAAGUACUUCAAGGACAACAACGUGUGGAGCAUCCCGCCCUUCAACACCUCCAUGAACGUGCAGCUGCAGUGGUUCGACGAGGUGAAGCAGACCAUCUGCUCGGACCCAGCAGAGUGCCGCGCCUUCUUCUCCAAGUCCCUGUUCGUGUUCGGCGAGUUCGGCGGCAACGACUACAGCUUCGCGUGGAAGGCGGAGUGGUCGCUGGAGAAGGUGAAGACGAUGGUGCCGGCGGUGGUGGCGUCGCUGGUGCGCGGCGUGGAGCGGCUGCUGGACGAGGGCGCCCGGCACGUGGUGGUGCCGGGGAACCUCCCCGCCGGGUGCAUCCCCAUCACGCUCACCAUGUACCCCUCCGAGGACCGGUCCGAGUACGACCCCCGCACGGGCUGCCUCAAGCGCUACAACAGCGUCGCGCUCUACCACAACGCCAUGCUCCGGAUCGCCCUCGACCGCCUGCAGCGCCGCCGCCCAGAGGCGCGCGUCGUCUACGCCGACUACUACACGCCCUACAUCCAGUUCGCGCGCACGCCGCAUCUCUACGGGUACAAGCGCGGCGCCCUCCGCGCGUGCUGCGGCGGCGGCGGGCCGUACAACUACAACAUGAGCGCCUCCUGCGGCCUGCCCGGGUCGACGACGUGCGAGGACCCCGACGCGCACGUGAGCUGGGACGGCAUCCACCUCACGGAGGCGCCCUACCGCUUCAUCGCCAACACCUGGCUCAAGGGCCCCUACGCGCACCCGCCGCUCGCGACCGUCGUCCGCGAGGACAUGGUCGACUGACUCAUGAUCACCGUCCAUCCAUCCAUCCAUCCUGGUGAUACCGUGUGUGUGUCACUGUGCGCGCGAGUGUGUGUGCGCUUGCUGCCUGCAAGAAGAAGAGAUGAUAGUGAGAGUGCUAAUGGUAUAACGGAUGUGAGUGAGUGAGUGCAUUCCAUUUGUUAGUGUAUAUUUUGGUUGGGAUAAGUAAGUGAAAUCGAUCGGUGCUUAGGUUUUCCUGCUU